Ylistrum balloti is the source of this 9429-nucleotide messenger RNA. Its product is annotated as microtubule-associated protein 1S-like. Bases 1 to 4827 code for a protein of 1608 amino acids. Gene Ontology annotation, cellular component: microtubule; microtubule associated complex; dendrite. Lineage: Eukaryota; Metazoa; Mollusca; Bivalvia; Pectinida; Pectinidae. The record is from RefSeq and is a predicted model, not a curated record. The transcript is spliced from 3 exons. Gene Ontology annotation, biological process: dendrite development; axonogenesis; microtubule cytoskeleton organization. Gene Ontology annotation, molecular function: microtubule binding; actin binding.
AUGGAGACCGACGGAGUUAGCCCGCAGACGAAUUGGGAGACUGACAGCCCCGUAGGGGCAGCAGUUUUACUCGUUAUUGGGGAACCGGUUACUGAUGAUCACCAAAAUGUCAUAUUAGGAGAAAUAACGAAAGGAUUCCGUUGUUGGGAUGAAGAUCAGACUGGCAUUGACAUCAAUGAUGAGUUGGCGAGGAUUGCAAACAGGGCCUCAAUGGGAGAGGAGGGACCCAAUGAUGAGAGGACAAUCCAACACCGAUCAGAGAAGGUUGCUAUGGAAAUCCUUGUUAACCCUCGUCUUCAAACCUUGCAACAAUCCCUACAAACCUUCCUGAUGAUGCCUGCUGGUAUUCGACACCUUAUUUAUGCUGGGCACUACUUUGGUGGUAGUGGAUCCUGGGUCCUACAGGAUGACUGCUUCACCGUAUCUCAGCUGGGGCGUCUCUGCAAAGAUAGCGACAUUGAGGCAGCUUUGAAACAGCAGGAUGGUGGCAAGAUGACAAUUUAUUGUAACACAGGAGGGGAAUGGAAAAGCUCUAAUAUCAGCAAACUUGAUGUCUGUAAAAGCCUCACUCUGGAGCUAAAUCCGGAGGAAAAGUUGUCAGAUGUCAAUGGCAUUUUACAGUUUACGACAUACAUAGGUAGCUUUAUACAUGCUAAAACCAUCCAGCAGUUAAUGCGUACAUCAGACGUUGUAGGUAACAUUCGAUUCAGCAAGCCGACCCUGUACAUUUUCCCAGCCUGUGAAGGAGACUCUGCUAUGUUUGGUAUCAGUGGCUUCAAUCUUUUAGUCAAUGGUGGAUACAGCAGGAAAUCCUGUUUUUGGGACUUUGCCCGCCAUCUUGAUCGUAUUGAUGCUGUACUUAUGACCCAUCUCGGUGCUGAUAAUAUUUUUGGUAUAAGCUCUGUUCUGAGAAGGAAGAGCAUGGAGACAAUCCAUCCUGACAUAGGCUUUAUGUACUUAAAUGCUUCUGACAAGGCAGGUGAUGCCGAGCUCAAUGGUUUCAGUGAUAAAGAGCCCCAGCUAGCUAUUAAUUUAGCAGAAGAGGGGAGCAAGUUACUGGAAUUUUCAAAGAACCUUAUACCCACACCUCAGCCCUGUUCCCGAGUUGGCACAACUUCAACUGUCAUGCCUGUGAACCUGUAUCACAAAGUUGGCCACGGAUCCUUGGACAUGUACAUACUGAACCCUGUGUCUGACAGCAAAGAGCUAAAGGAUUUUUACCAACAAUGGAACAAGCAGGUGAUGGAGUUUGGCUCUACCCAGAAUGUACCACUUCCAAACAUGCUGUCAAUCUGCUGCUUACUAGUGUGGCAACCAUCCGAUCCAGAUGCAGACAUCAACCGCCUUUUCUUCCCAGGAAAUGCCCCGCAACAUAAGAUUAUUGAGGGACUGGAAAAAUUAAAACACUUGAAAUUCUUAAAGAAAGCAACGUGUACACCAAAAGAUCUGGAAGCUAAGCCUGCUCCAAAGAAAGCCAGUGGAUCAGCUGGGCGCCCAGCAUCAGCUAAAACAGCCGCAAAACCAACACCAGAGAAGAAAGUUGAGAAUAAAUCUACCCCUAGACCUGCUGCAACAAGCAGAUCAAACAAAGUAUCAAAGGAAGAUGAAAAUAAGAAGAAGGCAGAGGACAAGAUAACAAAAUCUAAACCCUCCCUCCUUAACAAAACAGCUUCAAAAUCUACUAAAGCCGAUCCACCUGCCCCAAAGAAACCAGCAAGCUCAACACCAAAGAAGCCAUCUCCUACUGAGGCUAAAAAGAAACCAAUGUCAACACAGUCACCACGACCCUCUGCUAAAAAAGAAGCAGAAAAAUCAACACCAAGCAAACAGAAAACACCAUCCCCAGAACGAAAAUCCCCAAUGCCUGUAGCAAGUGUGGCUCCAGUUGUUGCUUCACAAGAACCACUUGUGGAACCAGUACAGGAAGUGGUACCUCCUGCUGUUGAUCUUUUGUCAGGGACCCAAACUUCACUUAUAGAUAUCACCCCAGAAGAACCACUGAAAUCCAUGGCUGACACCCUAGUACCCCAACAAGAACCCUUAGUGGAUUCAGAGAAGAAGUCGGAGUCCCCAGAUCCUCUGCCUGACCCAAAUCAAUAUGAAGUUGCUCCAGACCAGGGGGAGAGCUCCCUUAUGUAUGGCUCAUUUCACCAGGACCUACAGAAUGACCUGUUGGCUCCACAGGAUGUCUCUGUAGAGAAUGGAGAUCACGAUUACGAGACUGGCCUCAUACAGCCAGAAUCUUUACCAGAACCUGUAGCAUACUCCCCCCAAGAACCUGACUUAAUACCAGAAAUGUCCCCCAUUACAAAGGAACCGCUUUGCCCUGAAGUCCCUCAAUCAAAUGUUGGGGAUAUUCCAGUAGAGCCAGAUGUUGUACCAUCCUUCAAAAAUGAACCUGACUUUCAACCAUCAGUUCAGGAUGUAGACAGACCUGUCUCUUUAGAUGAUGUUCAGGACCAGGUCCCUAGUGAUCCUCCAAGCAGGGAAUCUCCAGACAUGGUAGAGGAAAAUGCCAUACAACCAGCGAAGGACAAUUUUGAUCUUUAUGCCACAAAUUACAAAAUGGAGGCAGAUACUCAAAUGGAAGAAUUGAAGCAAGUCUCUCCUGUUGACGAGGCUAAUGUUCCUGAUUUUCAGAAACAAGAAGAUGUUAUAACUGAUGGACAACUGGACAUGAAACCUGCAGAACAACUAGAGAAAGAUAUGCCAGAACAAGUAGAGGAAGAUGUCAUAGAACAGAAAUCUCAUGUACAAGAAGAAGUGAUGCCUGCAGAUCCACUGAAUUACAUGCAAGAAGAACAGAAUGUUAAAGAUCAGGAACUUGAUGUACAUGAAGAGAUGAAACCUGCAGAUCUUGUAGAUGAUGUGGCAGAGGAACAAAAUAUUAGAGAUGAAGAACUUGAUGUACAUGAAGAGACAAAACCUGUAGAUCCUGUAGAUGAUAUGCCAAAAGAACAAAAUAUUAGAGAUGAAGAACUUGAUGUACAUGAAGAGAUAAAACCUGCAGAUCCUGUAGAUGAUGUGGCAGAAGAACAAAAUAUUAGAGAUGAAGAACUUGAUGUACAUGAAGAGAUAAAACCUGCAGAUCCUGUAGCUGAUAUGCUAGAAGAACAAAAUCUGAAAGAUCAAGUACUUGAAGAUUCUUUGGACAAUAUGCCAGAAGAACAAGAGGAAGAUGUUGCAGAGCAGGUGCAUGAUGUACAAGAGGAUGUGAUAUCUGCCGAUCCUCUGGAGGAUAUGCCAGAAAAAGAGGAAGUUCUAAUUAAGGAUUCUGAGACUCCUGAAGUUUCACCUUUCGCUAUAGUGCAAGAACAACCACAAGAAAAGGCUGAUGUGUCUGACCAUGCUCUGGAUGAUGUUGAUGACGAAGAUGAGGGAGAUGUCUCACCAGAUGAAAUGGAUAGUCAGGGUGAUGUUAGGGAGACAGUUCUUCCUGAAGAUGACACUCAAGAGGAUGUUUCACCAUAUGCCUUUGAGAACAAAGGCUUUACAGAGGCGUCUUGUGAAGAAGUUGGGGAUGAACCUUCCACAGAGCCAGUUGAAGACUUUCAGUCUGACGAUGGGCAUCAGUGUGCUGAUGCAUUUGAAAAAGACGAAGACAUCAAAGAUGAUCUUAAAGAGCUUGAGGAGACAGAAGAUGUAGCAGAUGGAGGAGCUGUGUCACAUGAUGAUGUUAAGGUUAUAGAUGAUUCUUUGGAGGAAAGUCAGCAACAGAAUGGAGACUAUUUGGAAGUAUCAAACAUUCCUGAAGCCUUCGAGAAAGAUGAAACCCCUGAUCCAGUGGAUCUGAAAUCCGAGGACUCGCAAGAAGAAGAUGAAGGACUUCCAGAGCAAGAUGAAGGUAAUGAUGACUACCAGGCAGGAGCUUACAGUUCCUUAAUAGGUAUGCAGGAAAAGCAGCCAGAACCUAGCACAGAGUCUAACUUUAAUCCAUUCACUGGCAUAAAUGACAGUGCACCACAUCAGGCCAGCCCAGCAGAUGGAGCAGCUGCAGCGUUUGAUCCAUUCUUACCUGAUAACACACAAAGUACCAACCCCUUUACCUGUUCUGGUCAGCCUUUAGAUCCCUUCCAAGGGGGGACUAAUGGACAGGGCUUUGAUCCUAAAGAGUGGGGAGAACCAAUGGGGCUGCCUGCUCCACCACCUCCCGAGGGGUCUCCUGGGCCAACAGCCAAUGGUAAAGCCACAGAGAAGAGCACACAUAAAGCCAAAUCUGGAGCAACUAAGAGACCAGAUUCUGCAAAGUUAAACAGGUCAAAAUUAGGAGACAAGCCAGAGAAAAAUGGUGCACCUUCCACUACUAAAACUGCUAAGACAAAUGGUGUGAAAUCCACUACCACAAAGGCCCGCCCAUCUAGUGCGGCUACUUCUUCAUCAUCAGAGUCCAAAGCCAAGUCUACAGGCAGAAGACCAGCAACAGCCACUGGCAGUCGAGCAUCCCCUGCCACUUUCAAGAGCCCUCCUCUUCCACCCAUGACUCCCUUCUACAUGGACUUAUCUUACAUACCAAACCAUGGAAAUCCCCAGUACAGUGACAUAGAGUUCUUCAAACGUAUCCGAGCCAGGUACUACGUCCUCAGCUCCCUGUCCCCCAACUCACAAGUGCUGAACGCCCUCCUGGAUGCCAAACAGACAUGGGAGGACAAGGACCUCAAAGUCACCAUCAUCCCAACGUAUGACAAUGACACCAUACGCCACUGGAUGGGACUCAACAAGGACCGCCUCUGUGAUCUCAAUGUUGAUGUUGCCCCGUCUGCCUCUAGAUGUACAAUCCAGCUACAGGACCAUGAGACAAGCUGCUCUGCCUUCCGGCUUGAGUUUUGAAAACAGAUGUGAGAGUGUGCAUCUGAGGGGUCAGUUAUACGUCAAACUCUGGUUGAUCAAGAUGCUCACUUUCAUUUCAGUUAGGAAAGAUUAUGUAGCUAUUAACAAUGAUCAUGAGUAGUCAUAAGAUCAAGCCAUUCAUGGGUUUCUGAUUCUGAUAGAUAAGAAAUCGGAUACAUUGUCUUGAUACACCUGAAAAAUGUUGAUGAUCUGCAGCAAAUCAUCUUUUCCGAUGUUUGUUGUUUCAUUCUUGUUGAUCAUCAGUGAAUGUGGUCAGCUCUCGGACCCUAUUUUCUGUGUGAUUCUGUUGACCUUAAGUAGUCAUGGGCUGCUGUGACCUGCCAAUGGCUGUGUGAAUGUGCUCUCUGUGUGUCAUGGGACAAGCUAAAUAUAUAAGGCCCCAGUCAUGUACAGGUAAGAGAGGUUGUAGGACAUGAUAAAAAGCCAGUCACCAAGUAGGACUGUUCAUUGUUCUACUUAUAAAUCUGGAGAUAUGUCCUGUAGGUGAUUAUAAGUUUGCUAGGGAAAUGCCAACAAUGCAUGGACUUUUAGUAAAAUACAUCCAAAAAAAUUUGAUGAUUGCUAAACGUAGAGGUUCCAUGUACAUGUUCUGCUCUUUUUGUCAUUUUGUAGUGCAGUUCUAUGUACAUGCUAAGGACCAACCUUUUGUUUGGAAGACACCAUAUACAUGUCAGGGGCCUACUGUAUGGUUUGGAAUGGGUUCACCAUAUCCAUACCUGGAACCUGCAGUAUGGUUUUGUAUGUAGUCACCAUAUACAUGCCAGGGGCCUACUGUAUGAUUUGAUAUGGAGUCGCCUUUACAUGCCACGGACUGCAGUCUUCCCAGUCACAUUAAUAAGGAGAUUGUUUGCAUGUGUUUGAAUGGAUAAUUAUGGUAUAAAAAUUGUAUGUACAUGAUGUGGGUCCCUAUACAUGUUUCGAGCUUUAGCUCUGAAUGCUUGGGCCUUUGGAUCACAAGAUGUGAUCAUCAAGUCUUUUUUGCAUGCAAUGGCAUGGGCCAUAUAACAUGCAUGGUACAAGGGGGCCUAUCAAGGUCUUUAAAGAUGCUUGAUCAUGUCUGCCGUGAAGCACAUUGUGGGGCCAGUUAUUAGGGGUUGUUUAUGGUACGAGGUCCAUAUGAGUAGUCGGAAAAGAUGUCCAGAAGUGGGGCCAAGUGUGAAGGGCCUCAGAAUAAACUGUGUCUGUUGGGUUGAGAUCUAAGUAAACUGUGUUUGUUGGUUAGUGUAUGUUUUAGUGCUGGCGACUGUAGUAUAUAUGAGAAAGCUUGCAAUAUGAUGAAUGUGCUAACAUAUUGAUUUAUAAACAUUUAUUUGUAUUGUAUUGAAAUUCGGUUUUUCAUUCACUUAUUUUAGUGUUAUCGUGACCUUUUUUCAUAUUUUGUAUUUAUUUCAAAUAAAUGUAUUAUUGUAUACUUUUAAACCACGAAGCCUGUUGUAGAUAAGUUACACGAGUAUUUAUAGCUGUUUCCAUGGAACUCUUUUUUCUAGACAGUCUUUAUCCUUCAAAGGAUCAUAAAGCAACUAAAAGCUUGAUUGUCAACUAUUUUUGCUUUAUUCUAUGCUUUUGUGAAUGAAGUUGUGUUACUUGUUAAGUCAGUAUCAUCUAUUGAUUUUCCAAGUAAUGUUUUGAAAAAACCCUAGUUUAUAUACAUAUAUAGUUGUGAUGAAGAUUUUGAUUUGAAAAUUAUUUUCAAUACGUAAUUGUAUUUAUGAGUUAAGUUGGUUUUUUCUCUGUCAGUGGAAGAGAAUCUAGUCAAAUCAUUUUCAUUUUAAAUGAUCUUAUUUCCUCAUUAGACUUGCAUACUGUAACAAAUCUAUUAUAAUAUAAUAUCAGAAUAGUGUCGUAAUAAAUCUAUUAUAAUAUAAUAUCAGAAUAGUGUCAUAACAAAUCUAUUAUAAUAUAAUAUCAGAAUAGUGUCGUAACAAUUCUGUAAUAAUGUAAUAUCAGAAUAGUGUCUGUAAUCUGUAAUGAUAUAAUAAUACAAUAAUGUCUUUUGUAUAUGAUACCAAUGUUUAGCAUAAUGACUUACAAGUCCAAGUCAUUAUUUCAUUGGCCAACAAAAUCCUUGUAGUAGAUCUGGUACCUGAGGUUGAAAAAUCCUUCAGCAAUUAAAUACACCGAAAUAUUCUCCGGUAAUGCAGUCUCUGAGAAAGGAAUAAUGAUUUGACCUUUUGGUUACACCAAACAGAAAUUUCUUAGGAGGAAUGAUGACCUGUAUGUAAGAAGCACCAGAUCCCGGUCAGUUUUGUGGUGCUAUGUCUUAGAAAAUGGACAUUUUUCCUGUAAACAGAGAUUUUACCUGGCAUUGUUUCAGAAUUCUACUUUCGAUACCCAGAAAACAUAUUGAUUUUCUAUGGUGUAAUGACUCAGCUCCAUGUAGAUUACAAUUAUGUUACAGGUUGUAUAAUUAACUCAUCUUUCUGUUUGAUGUCAAAUUGCAUUACUUUGUACCUUUUUUUCUAAUUUUGUUUUCAAAUCCGUGUUGAAGAACAUGAUUUAAUGAUUGUGGUAUGUGUGUAAUGGAGUACUGUAUAUUUACAUUGUUUCUCAGACAUCUGGGUAGUUUGCAUGGAUACCCCAGAAACAGAACUGACUGUACCUGAUGGUUAAAACAACUAGCACAACUGGAGAAGGAUUCCUUUUCUCCAUCUCUAUCAAGUCUCUGCCUAGACUACACCCUGUAAUGUGGACAAGGAUUCGGAAAGGAACCACCAAUGAGUGUUCUUUACUUGUAUAUUUAGUCUAUGAUGUUCUUGUGUGGUUAGAUUUAUGAAGCAACGACACAAAAAUAGGAUUUGCCUGCUAUGUGUUAACAAGUAGCCAAACAGCUACACAUAUUUCAUUAUUGCGUAAUACUUUUAAUUCUGUGACUUCUCGAAUUUUUCCUUGGAGGAUAUUGCUUCUAUGUGUACUACCGUUUUCUUAAUUUUCAUGGUCAAAAACCAUGACAAUCUAAUCAACAGUUUCAAUGACCUAUGUUCAUCACUGCAAACUGUGAAUAUCAAGUUUUUAAAUGUAGAAGAAACACUAAACGGAAUUAAUUUCCACAGAAAGUUCUGAUGAGGUAAAUCUCCACCUUGACAUAUUACUUUUUACUGUAAUCUCAUUGAAUUUAUAUAUAAAAAUUAACAAAGAUAAUACCAUUAUUGAAUUUUAUGUUCACGCAUUGAUGAGCAGAUAUUAACAAAGAUAAUACCAUUAUUGAAUUUUAUGAAGAAAAUCAAGUGCCAAAGUAAAUGUAUAUGUUUGGAAAAAAAUAUAUGUUUAGUAAGAUGUGAUGCCUAUCAGAUGAUAGCUGUCAACUUUACCGUUUAUGUUUAGGCCAAGCAAAUUCACAUGUUCAGGACAUAAUCUGCCCUAUUAGAAUGAUACACUUACAAUUUGUCAUGUAUGUGUGUAGAUCUAAGUUUACAAUAUUAAGGCAAUCAUUUUUUGGGUACAUGGAAUUUAAGUUUAAAGUAUUUAAAUCUUUUGAAGUUUAUUAAGAAUACAUAUAUAAUUUUUGUUAUCAAAACCAAUUUAUAGUACUUUACACUACGAGCUUUUACUUAACUAACAUGCAUCGAUUACGAGAUAUAUGUAUCGAUUUGAUCACAUGUACUGGCACGAUGGCGGUGUUUGUUGUCCGUCACUUGAGUGAAAAUAUUCUUUCAUUUUACAAUGACUCUUUCUAAUGCACAAGGAAGUUAAAGGAAGAGAAAUUGUUAACAUGAAUGUUUAUUUUUGUGCUGAUAUUUACAUUAAUAUGAUUUAACCAUUUGUGCAGAGAAAGAAGACAGACAUUAGAUGUGACUCUCAUUUACCUAGAAGUAUGCAAUACAACAGAAGCCUUUAUUUCAUUUUAAUGGUUUAGCUUGAAGGCAGACUGAAAGUUCUACUUUAUCAUGUGUUCAUCUUUACUCCUUUUUACGUAAAACAGAUCUAUGAGUGCUUUCAAUCAGAAAUUUUCUAUAUAAUACUUUGAAUCAAUUGUAAGAUGCCUGCCAUAUUUGAUGAAAAGUAUUAUAUUAAGAUAUGCAUAUACUUAUAUAUAUAUAUAUAUAUUAUACAUUUAAUGGUAUGGAUGAUAUUGUGUUGUGCUAUUUUGUGAAAUGUUAUGUAUUGAAAGUUGAUUCUGUCUGUUUCUUAUAUGUUUUACUUUCUUUUUUUUUCCUUCGCCAUUUUUGGCUUUUGUGAUUUUUUGUGGAAUGCCAUUUGGUACAAUUACGUGAUUGAAGGGAGAUAACUACUCAACAUUCUGUUAUGAAAAGGAAAACACAAUUCACUUGUAACUGAUUACAAUGUUGGUUUUGCUUUCAAUGAAAUGAGUGUCUGAUUUCCUAUGCUUACAGCUGAUUAUGUACAAUCUUACUGUGCUUAUGUUAAAAGUAGUCAACACUGCCUUUAGUUGGAUCAGCCUGAUGAAUGCCUACAGUAAUAGGUUCUGCCUUUUUGUGUCCCCAUUUUUAAUUCUCAUCAGUUAUCUCCCCUUUCUACUUGCUGAUGUGGCAUGUUGAGUUCGUGUGUUAAAGUGACUAUUCCCUUGUAUAUGUUUCCAAGUGGCAAAUGCCUUCAGUAAAGUUAAAGUUAAACGACUGAAAA